GAGCAAGUUAUUUAGCUUAAUACUCUUAUCCAUCGUGUGCUCCGAGCCGGGUACGGGUCGUCAGCUCUUUGCUUAUUGCUCUGAUAGACCAAUACGUUUUAUUGCAAAAAAAAGUUCUGUUUGUAUGCUAAUAGGCAUUGAUUUUAUAAAAAGUUUGUUACAAAAAAAAAAUAGCUUGUGUGCGCUUCGUGAUAUGAGUGAACUCUUACAUUACUUUCUUAUUGACAUAAACUUUCAACAUCGUUUUAUUAUGAAAAGCUCGCGUGUGAACACAAAACUAAGUCCCGUCGUCGAGAAGCAACAGAGCAGCGCAGAAUCAGCAGGAAAAUUUCGACAAAAUCACGAUAUUAUUGGAGCUUUCAUUAAUAAAACAAACAAUUUAAUCCGGAAAAUUUAUUAUUUCUGAUUAAUAUUAUUUAUAUAAAUAUAUAUAUUUAUAUAUUCAGUUUUUACGAAGCGCAGACUCAAACAACCGCGCCGAUAUCGUAGAAUGGUAGAAGGUGAACCUCACUCAAAGCCCAAUAAUAAGUGUGAUGUAAAAGACAAUCGUCUAAACGGCUGCGGUUCAAAAGACCUAGAACUUGCCGGUAUUGGGUCAAAAGGUAAAUCCUUAGACCCCGAAAAAGGAUCAUACAUAAAAGCUGACUUUGAGAAAGCUAUCGAACUAACCGAAUAUGGAAAGUUUCACUACUUUCUACUGGCGGUAUGCGGGUUCGUCAGUACAAGUGAGGAGAUGGACGUAAUUUCUAUGUCCUUUAUCCUGCCAAGUGCACAAUGUGACUUGAACUUGAGUACCGCGGCAAAGGGAUGGCUCAGCUCGAUCAUCUUCAUUGGGAUGAUGGCAGGAGCUUAUGCGUGGGGUUCGGUAGCAGAUGCACUGGGCCGACGUAAAGUUCUUAUCGUCAUCUCAUUUAUGAAUGCCCUAUGCAUUGUUGCCUCCAGUUUUAGCCAGUCCUAUGAACUAUUUUUGUUCUUCCGUUUUUUGAACGGUGCUGCUUUAGGUGGCAGUGGACCGGUUAUCUGGUCAUACUUUGCUGAAUUCCAGCCAAAAUCAAAACGAGGUUCAAUGUUAUCAUUUAUGGCAGCAUUUUGGACUCUGGGAAAUUUAUUUGUGGCUGGAUUGGCAUGGCUGAUAAUCCCACAUGACAUUGGUAUUACAAGCGAUUCAUUUACAUUCAAUUCUUGGCGAAUUUUCCUGCUGAUCUGCGCUGCUCCGUCAUUUAUCGUGGCGGGACUACUAUUUUUACUACCCGAAUCACCAAAAUAUUUAUUAUCACGCGGAAGAUAUGACGAGGCAUUAAAUAUAUUUCGCAAUAUAUAUGCUAUUAAUACUGGAAGACCACGUGAUAGUUACACAGUUAAAGAAUUAAUACUUGACGAUUAUAAUAAUAUUAAUGUUGUGGAGUCUAUUAAAAGUACGGCAGGAGCGAUUGGCAGCGGCGCCGUUGGUACCAAAGAUACUAAUAAUAAAAAAAAAAAUAAGUACAAGAUAAUGUUUGGUGAUAUUAUGGAUAAUAGUAAACAGUUAUUUGUAUCACCAAUACUACGUUUCACAGUGAUAUCUAUUAUUAUUAAUUUUACAUUUCACAUUGGAUAUUAUGGGCUCAUGAUGUGGUUCCCGGAAUUGUUCAAUCGAUUUGAUCUAUUCCAUCAACGUCAUCCUAAUCAAGAUACAGAUAUUUGCCAAGUUACUGAUUUUUAUAUUAAAGUUAAGAAUAAUAUUACGGCGCAAGAUCAACCCUGUGACAGUAAAAUUGGAGAAGCGGUUUUUAUUGAAUCACUUAUUACUGUUGCUUCUGCUAUACCAGCUAAUAUAAUUGCUGUUCUUGGUAUGGACCGUUUGGGCCGAAAGUUCUUCCUUGUUUUCAGUACAUUGUCAUCGGGUGCUUGCUCAGUUGGGUUAUACUUUGUUUACAACAAAGUACACAAUGUUAUUGUUUCGGCAUUCUUUAGCGGCGUGAUAAGUUGUGGUAAUGCGGCUCUUGACUGUCUUAUCACGGAAGUAUUUCCUACGAAUUUAAGAGCCACCGGUAUCGCUAUUUCAAUGGUAGCGGCUCGACUUGGCGGUAUAAUUGGUAAUAUUGUCAUAGCGCAGUUACUGGACAUGUAUUGUCCGGCACCUACUUUUAUUGUUGCUGCUCUUCUUAUUGGAGGAGGAUUACUGUCAUUAUUUCUACCAAACACAACACGUGAACCACUUUCCUGACACCGGCAAACAAAUAAUUCAACAUUUAGAUAUUCCAUGUAUAGUACGCGCAAUGCAUUUGUGAAAUACGAGCAUUUUAAAACGUAUAUAAAUAAAUAACAAUAAUGGAGAUAACAUUAAAAUCACGUGUAGCUAAAAUUCAUCAGACAGAGUAGUAAUUAAAGUAGUGUAGUUUUAUUUUCUUUUAUAGAAAGGAGUAAUCAUAUUCAUAAAUUUUAUGUUAUAAGACUAACUGAUUGUCAUAAGCGUGAUCUGAAUGGUUGAUAUUAAUUAAUCAAAAUGUUUAUUAGUUCUGAAUGUGAAAAAAAUUAAGUAAUAAUUAUUAUAAUAAUAAUCAUCAAUGUAAACAAAUUUAUUAAUAUUUAAUAGUUCUAGUUAUUACUAUAGAAAUGCUCAAUCGAUUUUUUUUUGUUUUUUUAAACUAAUUUUAUAAAAAAACAUUUCGAGCCGUAUCUCCAAUAUUUUAUAUUAUUAUAUUUUCUUGCAUUAUUCAUUCAAUUUUAUUUUAUUACUAUACAUUUAAAUUUUAUUAUGUUAUAUUACUUUUAAUUUGGAAACAUUUAUUGCAGUCUAUGCAAUUAGAUUUUAAAUUUGUGAUUUAUCACAAAUAAAUUUUUAAAAAUAAAAUAAUUAAAACUU
Messenger RNA from Microplitis mediator, 2845 nucleotides. RefSeq names its product synaptic vesicle glycoprotein 2B. Gene Ontology annotation, cellular component: membrane. Gene Ontology annotation, biological process: transmembrane transport. Bases 491 to 2206 code for a protein of 571 amino acids. The record is from RefSeq and is a predicted model, not a curated record. Gene Ontology annotation, molecular function: transmembrane transporter activity. Lineage: Eukaryota; Metazoa; Arthropoda; Insecta; Hymenoptera; Braconidae. The transcript is spliced from 8 exons.